Molecule: messenger RNA, 13087 nt
Organism: Osmia lignaria (orchard mason bee)
Lineage: Eukaryota; Metazoa; Arthropoda; Insecta; Hymenoptera; Megachilidae
Source: RefSeq, a predicted model, not a curated record
GAACAAGAUGGCGACGAAGGUGAAGGACGCGUUGCCGGUCUCGUCCUGUACAAAACAAAAUGGGGGUGCAUCGAGGCGAGGGCGUCAGGCCCAGGGCACCCUAAUAAAGAUGGCGCUGUUGAAGAUAUUGCUUCUUCCUGCUACCAGUAUAUGGCGCGAGAAUCGAGGACGCCAUCAUAUACGAAGUUUUUGAAAUUCACCGUUUUUACAUCUCAAAAUUUGUACUUCUUCAUUGCUGCAUAGUGCAUUAAAUCAGGCUUACAAAUCGUAUCGAUGUAUAGAAAGGGAUGGAAGAUGGAGCUUGAGGAGGGAAAAGGACAACUACAGAGAGAAGAAAUCAGGCAAAAAAGGCGAAAGACAGAGAUAGAAUAAAAAGAAGAAAGAUUGACGAAGAGCACGAAGGGCAAGAAAUUAAUUGGAAUAACCUUGUUUAUUGGUAUGGGAACAUGUAUUUAAAGGUAUACUUGUGAUGAGGUUAAUAUGAAAUUUUAAUGACGAAUAUAUAUAUUAAUAUAAUGGAUAUUACUUUACACGAACAGACUGAGAAAAAGAAAAAAGAUCAAAGCAUAUAUAUAUAUAUAUAUAGUCUAGAUUCACUGCUGCCAAAGUAUCAGAAGGUUGUUGUUCUACUUUUGUAAAAUGUAUCCGUCGAAAUGAAAAAUUGAGAAUUACAUUAUUCUCCGUAUACGAGGUAUAUCCGUGAAAGUAAGGAAGGAAUGCAAUUAAAUUUGAAGAAUAUCGACGAAGAUUCGUGUACGAUGGGAUGCUCGAAGGAGAAAGUAGAAAGAGCCGGUGUUUGGUCAGCCAGAGAGGCGUAGAAUGGAGCAAAACGUAGGACAGAACGUACAUGGGGUGUAGAAGGAAGAGUGGGCAAGGGAGGGUGUUAGUCACUAGAGAACAGGUAUCCGCCGUAGGCGUCGUACGUUCAUUGAUAAGCGUAUAACGCCCCGUGCCUUAGACUCGUGACGUCACUCAAUCGCACAGACGCCUGCGCUUCUAUCAGGGCCGUGCCUAUCGUACGGUUCUUGCCCCUAAAUUUCUUUUUUUUUCUACGUCUCUUCGACUACGUAAGUCAGUUCCGAGUACUUCGCGCAGAGUAAACCAAUAAUUGGAUACCAAAUAUAGAUACCGGCAAUUUUCUGUCGGCUGUAUCGCUCUGUUGUACGUUCAUUUACGAUCCCCAGGUACGGUCACGAAUAUCGUGUUGGAUCACAAGGGUGAAAAGAGGGGAGAAGAUAGAAAGAGAAAGUCUGGUUAAUUGACAGAUCACAAAGUCCUCCGUGUAGACGAUUGUUUCAUUGAAAGGCUAACACGGAAUGAGAGAAAAUUAUAGAUGGAAUAGCGGAGCAAGGGAAAGAAAAUAGACGCAGAGGGGUGGAGUGUAGAUGGACAUAGGCACACUGGCAGCCCUGCCGCCUGCCUUCCACGGCCGAGCAGAUCUUGGGGCUUGUACGGGAUGAUAGCCGAGUGAAAAAGCUCGCGGAGUCCCGUGAAAUUCGCUCAUCAGCAGCAGCAGCCCUGGCCUGCCACAAUCCCUUCGACUCGGUUAUCGUAAGUGUCGUGCAACCCCGUGAAAGAAACGAAAGCGAGACAGAGACCGUGAUUAACAAAAACGGAACGAAAGAUUGUGUAAGAUCGUAUGAUAGAAAAGGAAAGGUUUGUUAGUUUCGACUGAGGAAAGAAGUAACCGGGGAGCGUGAGAGGGUGAGAAAGCGAAUGAGCGGAAGGGUAUGCCUGGGUAAUGUGUCUGCGCGUGAGAGAAAUGAGAAGAAAGAAAUCUAUCGCUCUAGUACACGUUGCAAGUGUUCAACCUGUAAAAAGUGUCGGAACAGAAGGUUUCCCUCGAGGAUUGACAAAUGUCACUGGAAAAUUUCACCCUUCGGUGUAAGUGCUGUGGUGUUGGAGGUGGCGCUUCCACGGCACCUCAGGCUCCGCAGCUGCAGGAUACCGGAUCUGCUGUCGGGACUACCACCUCCACGAAUACCACCAUCAUGCAGGACCCGGUACUUGAGUCUAUCCUCGAGCAAAUGCGUGAAACGGAGGCCCGAAAAGCGGACCUGGAACGGCAACAUGCAGAAACACAGAAUCAGCUACACGAAAAGAUAGCAGGCCGAUAUCAGGGUCCAGAAUCUGUCGAGGCACUGCAGUCGAAGAUAAGGGAACUCGAGAAGAAGACGGAACUGCAGAUGGUCAGACACGAGGAAUUAUCUCUGGAGUUGACGAGCUUGAGAAGAGCGCGUAGCAGAGGGCCGAUGGUGGGUCAUUCGACGGUUCCGACUACUUGGCCUCCGGCUGGUUCGGAAAUCGACAGAAUAAUAGCGAAAAUAGAACAAGAUAAAAGCGCUAGCAGGAUGGUACACGAUUUGGAGCAUGCACGAGCAACCAUAACCACGCAACAACCCUUAGUUUCGCAGGGUAUUUUGCGAUCAAGCUCGGAGAAUCUUCCGAAUCUCGGUCAACAUCAACAUCCACCCCAUCCGCAUGCUUUGAGCCUGGGAAUACCGACUCAAAUGAGUCACUACGCAGGUUCACCGAUGCCCCUGACUCCGAUGAUGCCCGGUUGUCCACCGUUAACCCCUAACGGACCUCCGUAUCACUACAGCGAACCAAUUCCACCGGCACCGUCACUUUCUACCAGCCAGUCGCAGCCAGUUUUCCAACAAAAGAUCCAACAGUACCAGCAGCCCCAAGUAACUCACACGGAGUUGCCGAGCUCUCAUUCUCAAACCGCUCUGCAAACGCAGCAGAAGCAACAACAAACGCACACCCAUUUCACGGGCAGUCAGUACCAGGAGAGUUAUCCUCAUACGCAAACCUAUCAACAGCCGCUCCAGCAGCAACAACCGCAACCGCAGCAACAUCCGGCCUCUACAACGUACCUGACAUCGUCGAGUCAAAGCGUGAUACCUCAUUACACGCAGCCCGCUCAGACCGCCCAAAGUUUUCAAUUGAACGGAAGUCAACAGGCAACGACGUAUCCAAGUUUAUCCAUUACGUCCCAUCCAAACGGAACCUACAGUACAGGAGCGGGUAGCAGCUACUCCAGUCAACUGUCUCAUCAUAAUUACUCUGUACCGCAAACUAGUAUCCCUCAAACGACACUGUCGUCGUUGCCACCCUAUUCGACUAGCUCCUAUCAUUCUACCUUGGGCCCUCUAACUAGCGUACCCCAAACCGUUCUUCCUUUCUCGAACGUGCAGAGCUGUUUUGCCACUAGUGGAUCGACUUACUCGACCGUCGGGACCAAUGCUUUUGGGACGUCUGGCGUGGGCUCAGGUACAACAUCGACAGGCUUGUUGCAAGCGAUAAGCGAUCCUCUCCAAGCGAUGCAACAAUUAUCCGCGCAGUCUCAAGCGAAUCAACUUCAACAGCAGGCAAUCAUACAACAGAUUCAGCAAAGUUUACGCGCCACCUCGCCAACAGCAACGGCAACGACCGGUCAUCAUUUUCUUGGUCCAAGGCAGAUGCCAAAAAUACCGAGUAGUAUACUAUCGAAUCCCUUGGAUCGACUGACCAAUGACAAUAUCGUACCCGAGGGUCAAGUGGACAUGCUGGACAUACCCGGGAAGGGAAGAUGUUACGUUUAUAUAGCACGUUUCACUUACGAGCCGUUUCAACACUCGCCGAACGAGAACCCGGAAGCCGAGCUGCCUGUCCAGGGUGGCGAUUAUCUUCUCGUCUGGGGACAACCGGACGAGGAUGGUUUCCUCGACGCUGAGACCCUCGACGGUAGACGAGGCCUCGUUCCGGCUAAUUUCGUACAGAAACUCGUCGGCGACGAUCUACUCGAGUUUCAUCAAGCUGUACUUGGCCUCAGGGACGUCGACGACUCAGCAUCAACAAAUAUCCCCCAAGUGAGCAACUGCUAUCUGCAGGACAUCGAUCUUGAAUUAGCAGCUCUGGAAGAAGGAAACCGGAAUCGACAGGCGGAACUGUCCGCGUACGCGGAAUUGGAUAACAUCGCUGAGGAAGACGAACAGGAGCCACCAGAAGUCUACCUGUUUUCGGACCUAGUUCCGGCGCCGCAGCACCUGACGCUCGAGCGGCAGCUGAACAAGAGCGUCCUAAUCGGUUGGACGGCGCCAGAGAACACUCAUCAGUUGGAAUCUUAUCACGUCUACGUGGACGGGGUGCUGAAGGUUACCGUGAAAGCAACCGAGAGGACCAGGGCGUUGGUCGAAGGGGUUGAUUCUACCAGGCCGCACAGAAUAAGCGUGCGUUCAGUGACACACUCGAGGAGAACGUCGCGCGAUGCGGCAUGCACGAUGGUGAUCGGUAAGGACGUCGCAUUGGGUCCAACAGCGGUGAAGGCAUCGAACGUAACCGCGACCAGUGCUGUCAUAUCCUGGAUGCCAAGUAACAGCAAUCAUCAGCACGUGGUCUGCGUGAACAAUGUGGAAGUACGAACAGUGAAGCCUGGAGUUUAUAGGCAUACGAUCACCGGCCUUGCACCCUCGACGAUCUACAGGGUGACAGUGAAAGCGAAGAACCUUAGAGCGACGCAUUUCGAGGACCAAAACACUCAAGCGGCUAAUAAUUUAGCUUGUCACGUCCACUUUAAAACGUUACCCAAGGGACUACCCGAUCCUCCGGUCGAUAUCCAGGUGGAGGCUGGACCGCAGGACGGCACUUUGCUAGUGACCUGGCAGCCUGUUGCCCUAAACGGUUCGGCCGUCACCGGUUACGCGGUGUACGCCGAUGGGAAAAAGGUCACGGACGUAGACAGCCCCACCGGUGACCACGCUCUUGUCGACAUACACAAGCUUAUGGGACUGAAUCCGAAACACAUCACGGUUAGAACCAAAAGCAGGGAAAGUCAGUCGGGCGAUAGUUGCGCCACUGCUAUUCCCUGUAGCGUUCUUCGCGGUGGGACCACGACCCAUUUGCAGCAUGGUUCGACGCACAUGCAAGAUCAAGGACAGCAACAGCCGGGCAUGGGACAACAGGACCCGCAUCGCAUGACUGGGGUAGAUCAGAGAUACCCAACGGCUCCUGUACCUUCUCAUAUGAGGAGACACGGUGUCACCAGGGUCGACGCUCACGGCCAAGUGAUCAUCGAAACGGACGAAAAUUUGUCUGACAAAGAAAUUUAUCCUGGACAGAGCAUGUCCCAGAUGGGGGUUCCAGAGAUCACCAAGGAUUCCGCCAGCGAAGCGAAUUACAGCGAAGAAGACGAUCCAUCCCGUAGAUGUAGAGGGAUGCCGAUGCAUUACGGCGAACAACAUCGGUACGGACAAAUGGGACAGCAAGGUCUUCCAGGGACGCAUAGAUCCGGAAGAAUGUCUGGGCCCGGUGGUAGACCACAAGAUCCUUAUUACGAUCAAUCAGGAAACCAGAGAGGUAGAGCUCCUAGCUACCACCGCGGUGGACGAGGGACACAAGCUCAGGGUGGCGCGGGGCACCCAUCGAGCAGUGCUCAGCAAAUGAACAAGAGAACGCGCUGGUUUGUUGCCAUCUACGAUUACGAUCCCAAAACUAUGUCGCCAAAUCCGGACGCCUGCGAAGAGGAAUUACCGUUCUCCAAAGGAGACACCAUCAAGGUGUACGGUGAAAAAGACGCAGAUGGAUUCUACUGGGGUGAAUGUCACGGUAGACGAGGAUACGUUCCUCACAAUAUGGUUGAAGAAAUCAAAGAUCAGAAUCAACCUGGGCAAGGUCAACCUGGGAGAAGAGGAAGAUGGGGAGAUAUUUAUGCGAAUAUGCCUGUGAAGAAGAUGAUAGCGCUCUACGAUUACGAUCCCCACGAAUUAUCUCCGAAUGUUGAUUCUCAAGUCGAGUUGGCAUUUCAAACCGGAAACGAGAUCUACGUGUACGGCGAACUGGGCGAGGAUGGAUUCUAUAUGGGUGAACUGAACGGAGUUCGCGGGUUAGUACCGAGUAACUUCCUAACCGAAGCGCGCGAUCAACCGCCCCAAGGGCAACUUCCACCAGGGAGCAGAAGAGCACCUGGUCAAAGUCAAGGACCCGGUGUGAGAGGACCUCCUCCCCCGCCUCGAGAACCUCCUCCACCCGGUCAUCGACGAGGCAAAGAUGCCUGCAUUGUGCCUGUGUCUGUCCCUGUCUGUCACUUAGACUCUAGACAACAACAACAACAACAACAACCAUCACUAAUGAACAACCAACAACAUGAACUCCAACAUCAACAAAACAAUCCACCGCAUCUAGCGUACCAACAAGCGAAUCACCACAGCUACACAACUGUAACCACGUCCAAUCAGCAUGGGCCCACACCCAUGGGUGCCCAUCAACAAGGUCCCGUACCGCCCCACCUUCAACAACAGGGGAAGGGGAGGGGAGGCGUGAUCAAUCGUCGUAGUAAUGUACCAGGAGGAAUGCAGGGUCCUGGACAGCAUAUGCAGCAACAACAGCAAGACUACCAGCAACAGAAUCAACCGUAUCAACAGCAACAGGCUAAUCAACAGAAUCAAAGUUACCAGCAACAGAAUCAAGGAUACCAGCAACAAGGUACUGGAUUCGGACCGCAGGGUCAACAAUUCCAACAGCAACAACCUCAGCAGCCGCAGCAGCAGCAACAGCAACAGCCGCAACAGCAACAGAAUCAACCGUACUCGCAACAGAAUCAAGGUUCCUCGAUGCAGGGUAGUCAGAGUACCAACAAACCGAUGAGAGGAAUACCGACCGUGUUGCCUACGCCACAGGCAAAGACGCAACCGAACGCGACGCAGGGCCAGCAGCAACAGCAACCACAGCAGCAGCAGAGCACAGGGCCGAAUUUGAUGCAAAAGUUCACGGAGAUGGCCGGUGCAAGUGCUGGCGGCGAUAUAUUGUCCAAAGGGAAAGAACUAAUUUUCAUGAAGUUUGGCCUAGGCAAGUGAGCUACCCUCGCUCUCCUCGUGUCGCCAGCUUCUUAUCCGUUUCUCUCCUAUCGCGUUAUCCUGGCUCUUUCGUCUCCUCGCCGAGAGCUUUCUGAAUCAGUAUUACGAUGAACCGUGUAGGCAGGAACGUACGAACGCGUCACCUCCGAUCGAGUCUUCGCGAAUAUCCCUGAACGAUAUACGUAAUCCGCGAAUGUGUGCUACCAUUGCUGCUGCUGCUGUUGUUGCUGGUACGACUGUGUGUUAUUUGAUUCGCAAACAAGGACUGGAUUACCAGUCCUUCGUAUCUUCCUCGAUCGUGAGUCCAUGUGUUUUGCGGAGUAGAAUGGAGAAAAAGGGUGUUAAGAGUUUUUCUAACGAGUGAGAAGUUCGUUAGGGAUCAGGGUGUUAUAAAGAAACAAUCUUCGUUGAACUAGGUUCAAUUCUCUUCUUUCGAUUAUUCAUCGUCUUCUUCUUCUUUUUUUUAUUUCACCUAAUAGAAUGCUUGUCCCGUAACGAAUUAACCCUUGCACUCCGACUUUUCCAGAUAUCGAACGUUAACUCCGAUUACGUUUUAACUACUUUUUGAAAAUUAGUAACCAACGAAUACUGAUAUAGGGGUUGGUGACCUCCCACCAGUCACCUAACUCGGGCCUGUCUAACUGCUCCCACUUUUACCGCUUCAGGCUUCCCCCACCAUCGAGUAGUGUCAGUAGUGGGGCAGCUAGGACUAGGGAUACGCGUCGAAUAUUGGAAGAGUGGGGGGAGCCGAGCGCGAGGUCCGUGGUAGGGGAAGGAGCCACGAGUGGCCCGCGGGUCACGGGUUAGACAGGCCUGGCCUAACUCAUUCGUUAGGCCCUUGCCGUAUACUAAAAGCGACUACCUCGUAUUUCAAUUAGGAGGAUACUUUGUGUUUGGAAGGUACACUUGGGGUGCAAAGAGUUAAGGUACCAAGAUUGAAACAAACACAUUCAGGCAGGCGUUACUUUGUUAUUUAUUCCUUCGCGUCUAUUGAAAUGAAACAAACUGUACCGUGUAAAAUUUGCUUAAAAAAACAGAGAAUUUAUUCAACAGAUGAACUGAUGUUCAUCGUUUUGAUUUGAAUGAAAUAGUGGAUAAAUAGUUGUGAAAUGCAGCCAGUAUCAACGCCUGCUCAGGGACGCGAGUAAUCGAAUAUCAUCUCAUAAUCAGAGCAUUACAAAGAGAAAUCACCUAUCAAUUAGUUCGAUGAGAUAAUCGUUCUUGUUAUAUAGAUAUUUAUUAGCUUGAUAAUAUUUUAUCUAUGUGUAUAAAAAGAAAAAAAAAAAAAGACAGUAAGAAUACGCUUUGUGAUAUGAAAACAGCGAGGUAAGAAUGCUUCGUUGCGUCAUGGAUUUUAUAAGAAACUAAAGAAAAAGAACAGAAACAAGAUCGAAAGAUAAUGAUUCUGUUCGUUUGAAGUGCAAGGAACUUAACAGAGACACAAAGAGAAUGUAAAAUUUUGUACUCCUUAGUUUAGCAAAUUACUCGUUCAGUUCCAAGUUUGAGAAACUUGUAAAAGGCUUCUAAACGCAACGAGAGCUGGUAAUUAUACCACGAGUCUAAAGCUGCACCCUCUGUACACCCUGAAUAGAAAACGAUUAGCGGGUACAUAGUAAAAAUAAUUCUAAUUUCUACUUGUUUUCUCUUUGCAUUUCAAAUUACUUGUCACUUGAGAUUACGUUUCACGAUUGGCAAGGAAGAAAAAUGGAAUAGAUAUAGCGCGACGCGAACGGAUAAUUCGCAAAAGACUACAAAAAAAAAAAAAAAAAAAAAUAAUGGGAAAGUAUAACUCCUCGUCGUACUCGAGCACGAUUACGAAUCAAUAAGAUAUUUUACAAAACAGAUGCUAAACGAGAAAUGAAACUGCAUACUUAAUAUAUGUAAUUGAAGGAUUUAUAUAAUACAGUGACUCGUGGAUCAACGUUGAACUACGGCGUACAUAUAUAUAUAAAUAUAUAAAUAUAUAAAUAAACAAAAGGUGAUGGGACAUGAAUUCGAUUCGAUAAAUGAAACUAACCGGGGUAGGGGACAUAUGGAAGAUCAUAGAAUUACAUAUGUUACGAAAUAAACUGAGAUAUAAAUAUAUACAUAUGCAUAUACAGAUGUAUGUACAUAUAUAUAGAUAUAUGUGUACGUACAUAUAGUACGUGUUUGUAUAGGUAUAUUUAUGUAAACACGUACAUAUACAUAUUAUAUUUAACUAUUGCAAAGUGUUGUUACAUCGCUACUUGUAUCGUAUUUUGUACAAAGUAUCCUUACCUUCAAUUGUUCUUUUUUCUUUCGCCGUGAUAUAAAUAUAUAAAUAUAUAAAUAUAAAUAUAAAUACAAAUAUAAAUAAAAUAAAUAAAUAUAUAUAUAUAUAUAAAGAAUCCUUAGCAAGGCGAAAGGAAACGUGACAAAACUUCAAAGUCAUUUUGCCAGAAUCAUACUUUGGGAAUCAUUACUAAGAAACUCGUCGUAAUUGUUAUUAAAUAUCGCGGAUAUAUCUGUUUAGAACCGACAGUUGCCUCUCGUCCGUUCGUGUUGAUUGAGUGUCGACAGAUGCGGCAACAAGCGGCAAAAAUUGUAUGAUUUAUUAAUUAAUUAAUUAAUUAAGAAAAGGGUGUGAAACGCGCGGCCCUCUUUUAUUUAUUAAAUAAUCCAGUAGAAUUUGUAAUCGCUCAAAGAUCUAGUUUGGGUUUUUAUUUGUAUUUUUUUUUUUUUUUUUUUUUUUUUUACAAUUGUUUCUGUAAACUUAGCGUACGAAAAAUCUCUUAUUGGACCAGGAGUUUGAACCACCCAUCGUAGUACCGUUACCUAAUUUUGCACAUAAUCGUGAAAUUUUGUUCAUUUUAUAGUAUCGAUCACGAUAAAUCGCGUGACGACUUAACGAGCAAGAGUUACAGAGCAAUGUAUACUAUGACUAUGGACCAAACACCUUCUCGAGAGACCAAUUCGGUUAUUGAAAAUGACGAUACGUUUCUCCUGUUUCUGUCGAGACGUUUUAAUACGUUUACUUAUCUAUGCGUCCAUUAUGACUUCUAGAUAAACGAUUUACGUACGUGAGUACGUAUGUACUAGUGAUGUGCGGCCCGACUAGUCGGGUCGGUUCGGAAAACAUCGGGCGGGCUUCGGCGGUCGUCCGAUUCAUCCGUGCAGUCGGGUAGACCGACUAUUUCGGAAAAUUAUCUUAAUAGAAAAUUCCAUAUAAAGCAGAUUUUGCGCAAAGAUUUUCAGAUUUUGAAAGUAUUAACAAGUACAUGAGAGUUGGGUCGCGGACCGAGGCCCGCGAGAGCUCGUUCGAAUCAGGCCGACUGUGCCCGACUGUACCCGACCGAACCCGAAAUAGUCAAGCUACCCGACUGCACGCAUGUAUCGGACGGCCGCCCGAGCCCAGCCGAUUUUUUCCGAGCUCGCCCGAGGCUGUAAUAUCGGAUACCCGCGCAUCCCUAGUACGUAUGUAUCUCCGUUGCUUGAUAAAACUUCUUCGCUUCUUCUUGUUAUUUAUCUUCGUUUCGUUCAUCCGAAUACUAAUUCCUCUACUAAUCUCUACUUGCAAUGAAUUUAUGUAGCGGCUAAAGUUGGUCGUAGGGUAACAGAUAGUGAUGGGUAUUCAAAUGAUCUAUUUCGUAAAUUUUCAAUCGAUUCAUUAAGAAAAUUCUUGAAACUCUUUUAAAUGUAACAACGUGAUAGUAUCGAAAGCCUUAAGAGUCUCGAAAGUUUUUAUAAUAAGACUUUCAAGCCUACCAAAACCCGUGUAAACUUUCAGAAAUCUUUCAUUUCAUACGUGUAAUCAGCCCAUCACUAACGAAUAGAGCUAUGCUUCCUAACUCAGCCGUAGAGAAAAUGUUUCGUUUUAUUAACGAUUGAAAAAUAUAACGACGAUUCGUAUGUUCGUUAUAUACUCGUAAUCUGUAGGAUAUAUAUAUAUAUUUGUAUAAUCAGAUUUUCAAUUCUUUACGAACGAAAGAAUUCCGCUAAAUCCACGAAUUGUAAUGCUUGCUCGUCGUGUUCGAUGAUACGCACGAAAUUGCAAGUUCACAGAAGAAUGCGUCGAUCCUGUCCGACCUGUAUUUCGCGCGAACGUCGAGAACUCGAUAGUUUGCCUGAAUCAAAAACCAUGAAAAAAAAAAAAAAGAAAAAAUGAUAAAAAAGUGACAAAAAUAAUCUGCCCGAACGAAUAAAUAAUAUGCGCUUUCGAUACGAUUCUUUCGACGAUGUUUACCAAACGAUUGAUUCAUCCAUUGGACGUAAAAAUGUAGGGUCGCGUGUAGUUAUCUAUCAGCAGCAGAGAUUCGUGAAAUCGACUUUUAACGAAUUCAAAAAAAAAAAGAGAAAAAAAAAAUAAUGAAAAUGGUAUUAUGAAUUCGAUACUGUGCGAACGUUAUAUAUAUAUAUAUAUAUAUUAUAUAUUAUAGUACAAUAUUACUAGGAUAUCUAUAAUCUUCCAUUGAUGGUUUUUUCGACAAUUCUACAAUGCAAACGAAAGACGAAUCGUUCUAGCCCUGCUGACUGUAAACGUUCCAAUGGAUCAACUUGUUCCCCCCUCGAUUUUCGCCCCGAAUGAUCCAGGGGUGCUUUGACUCACGGAUAAAUGUCGAAAUUCCUACGAACCUUUGCUGUUAAAACAUAUCUAAUAGGAAACAUUGAUUCAGGCGAUUAAAGGGAAAAGAAUUAAAAAAGAAAAAAGAAAAAACAGAAAAAAAAAGAAAAAAGACUGACGUGACAUUUAAGAUCUACAUGUAUACUUAACACGUUCGCUACCGAUAAUCUGAUCGAGCUCGAUCGACGAGGGAUUAAUCGAUACGGUGAGAAAUUGAAAAUCGAUGAAAACAGAGGGAGGACGAAUUUUGAUUGAAUCUGACAAAAAUCGAGAGCACCGUUCAGAUGGUAGCGCGCGUGUUAAACCGAUAUAUUACUUAGAGGAUCUGUAAUCGUUCAUCUUUCAUCUCUUAAACGUUUUCGUUUCCUUUUCUUCUCUUUCACCGUUGUUUCAUUAGCGAUUGCAACAAAGCACGUAGUGAAACGGGUUGAAAGCAAUUCGUAAACGGGACGUACACGAGGAGGGAAAGAAAGAAAGAAAGAUAUCAGGAAUCACUGUAAAACGUAGCUGCAUUGAUUAUGUACAGGGUGUUACAAGAACAGAUGUAACCUGAGAAUUCCUGCUGGCAAAGGAAAUCGAUGAAGUUUAAGAUCGCAGAAUGGAUUACCUUUGUCAGAAGGAAUUAACAAUUACAGCAGGCCUGUCUAAUUAGCAAAAGAGCCACUGCUCCCACUCUUACCGCUUCAGACUUCCCCCACCAUCCAGUAGUGUCAGUAGUGGGGCAAAUAUUGGAAGAGUCGGGAAACCAACUGGAGGAGUGGGGGAAACCGAGCGCGAGUUGCGUAGUGGGGGAAGCCGAGCGCGAGUUGCGUAGUGGGGAAAGCCGAACGCGAGCUGUGUGGUGGGGGAAGGAGCUACGAGUGGCUCGCGGACCGCAGGUUAGACAGGUGUGGCAUACCUGCUCCGUAAUAAGCAACUGUUUGGUCCCGAACGCGUUGCUUAUUCCGAGGCAAUACUGUAAGUACCCUUUUCACCGAGAGCAUCUUUUUUUAGAAACAUCCUGUACAAAAGAAAGAGAAACACGUUGGAAAAGUAAGAACUUUCAUCUAUUAUCGUUAGAUGUUAGAUGUAUCGUAAGAAAAACGCAAGUAGUCUUAAUGGAAAAGCAAACAAAAGUAAAGGCGAGAGAGUAAAAGAAAAAAAAAAAUAAGAAUCAUCUACAAGUGUGUCUCGCAACGUCGAAAACUUAAUUUCUGUCUCUUCUCCUUGCGAUCAGACCAAAAAUCUUCUUAGGAGAUAAUAAUUUAAACAACAGGAACAAUAAACUGACGCAAUGCAACGGUCGAACAAUGAUUAAGAGCUAACGGAUAAAAUAUUUAGAAUCAAAUGUUUUUAUUUAAACGUUCACCGAGAGCGAAGAUACGGCAAAAUAAUAAUUGUAUAAAAAACCGUGGCGAUCAAAGCAAGCGCAGACUGAACGUAAAUUAAACGCCGUAAGAAAUUCAAACGAAACUAUGAUCGACGUAUAAGGAAACCAAAAAUAAAAAAAGUGUAAAAGGGGAAAAAACAAGAGAAAAUGAAAUUCUCUUUGAAUAUCCGGAGAUCAUUUCGUUCGUCGUCGACGCUCAUUUUUGUGUAGGUAUCUCACUUGUAUAUUGUCAUUAAUUAUAAAUUUAGUCGUUGAAUGGAUUCGUAUAAAAAAAACUAAAAAAAAAAAUCUUUUGAUACC